This is a messenger RNA of Phytophthora nicotianae INRA-310, 1314 nucleotides long. RefSeq lists its product as hypothetical. Bases 104 to 685 code for a protein of 193 amino acids. The record is from RefSeq and is a predicted model, not a curated record. The transcript has a single exon. Lineage: Eukaryota; Oomycota; Peronosporomycetes; Peronosporales; Peronosporaceae.
CAGCAUACCGCACAGCACGCCAACUAUCGCACCCGACUUGUACUUGAGGUCGCAACUCUCGGUCGUGCACGUGUUCUCGAGCUUGAUGUAGUCCUGGUGGAACAUGAUGCCGAGACUGCCGAGCACCCAGAGAAUGCCCCAGCCGAUCUGUACGCCAACCAUGAUGAGCGCCACCAAAAGCGUCAUUGGCAGUCGGAAGAUGGCAUGUCCCGCCACUUUCAGAUGCGCCGCAGCGAAUUUGAUCCGCUUGCGGAUACAGCACACGUACAGAAUCGUGAGCAACGCGAAGAGGCCGAAGACGACGGCCGGCCACCAGUACCAGUCCGAACCGCUGUCGUAUGCCUUUUUAGUUAGGAAAAUAGCGGCUAAGAUAUUGAGCACGAUGAUGGUAAUGAGGGCCACCCAGAUGAGAAACUCGGCCAGCAGAACCAUGACGGCGAUCCAGACUACAGACAUGCCGGCGGCCGCGAGACCUGCCAGACCGACGAUACUCAGCAUGAGUUUCACGCCCGAGGACUCGGAGAGGCCCUGGACGUUCGUGGCAUCAAUGAAGUCGUCGCCGUAUUUGGCCGCAAACACGAUGGUGACGACCACGACGGCCACGAACGGGAUCAAAAAGAAAAAGUCAUUGCAUUCGCGCUUGACGGGUGGAGCGUUGCUUUCGGUCGGAGGAGCGGACGGUUGAAUUGCAUGAGGAGACUCGGUUGGCUGUUGAUGGUACGGGCUCGCACCGACGACGGGCGACGACAUUGCACGUCUAGGAACUGGAAGAAGCUGGUGGAUGUAGAGACCAACGAGUCGAAAUGAGGAGUGGGCGUCGAAGAAAGCAAAGUGACAAGUACCGACCCCCACAAAGUCGAAACUGAUUUUGUAUCGGCGGUUGGACACAAACGGAGCAAUGAUUUUAUGCAAGCAUGACAGACUUUAUUUUUGCGGUAAUCACCUUCACCUUGUCGCUGGAUACUCUGGCCAUAGGCAUUGCUGGCUGUGCACAAGUGAACCUAUACGGUGAAGCCAUUGGAUUGCAUUCACUUGUACUUCGGCUAGAUUUGAAUUGAUACCUGAAACGCUGUCAAUGAGUUGCCUUCCCAGUGAACGUCUUUCACUGGAUGCUUAGAAUUCGUCUGCAUGUCGCCACGUCAGCGCUGUGUGUUGUUCCAAACGAGGGGUGCUGAAUACGCGGUUGCAGCCAGCAUUGCUGCGAGCAACGGUUUGACUUAGAUCCAUGUAGCGUCGAUGAAGAUAAUAAUACAGAAGUCCUCUGGGAAUCGAAAUUCGAUGCGUCUUGUGAAGAAUUCGCAAGAAAUCCUAAAC